GGAUAGUACCAUGAUGCUCUUGGGCAGCCGCAUCUAAUAUGAGAAAUCUGGGCUCCAUAACCGUGGUCUGGCGAGAUAGUUCCCAUGGAUGUCUUUUUCCUACAGUGAAGCCUGAUUCAAGACUGGAGUAUAAUUAGGAACCGAUCUCUACUUACCAACACUCUGCUUCUACAACACUCUACUGAGGAUUUGAGACAACAUGAAUAUGAAAACACUUCAUCUCGGACUGUUCUUUUUCUUCAUUUGCCUACUGGCAUGCUACCCUACUUGCGUAGAUGGUCGUGAUAUUCCUUUACGUCUACGGUCAUUUUAUCGUGAAGUGAAGAGAUCGGGCUGUAGAAUGCCCCUAGCAACUGGGUUCAAGGAUGGUCAUGGACAUUCCGGUUUCACAUACUGCGGUGACUACAGCAAACGCGGCAUCAUAUACAUCUCAGGUCCUAGAUCUCAUCGCCUCCUAGCCGAUAUGGACGUCGACUGUGAUGGCGCCAAUAACACAGUUGGGAGAUGCGGUAAUGACCCAUCUGGCCAGGGGAAAACUGCAUUCAAGAAUAUUGCCCAGUCCUAUGGUAUACCAGACCUGAACGCCAACAUCCACAGCUACAUCGUAUUCGGGAACGAAGGGGCCGUCCCAUCUUUCAACCCACGGGCCCAUGGCAUGAGACCAUUGAGCGUGAUGGCUGUGAUCUGUAACAAUCAGCUGUUCUACGGCGUCUGGGGAGAUACGAAUGGCGGUGUAGAUACCGGCGAGGCAUCGAUCUCGCUGGCCACCGCUUGUUUCCCCAAUGGGAAUAUCACAGCGGAUAAUGGCCAUCAAGCCCACGAUGUGCUUUAUCUGGGUUUUACUGGCUCGUCAGCUGUGCCGGGAAAGAAAGGGGCUAGGUGGACGGCGAGCAGUUUCGAGGGGUUUGAGGCUUCGUUGGCGCGUAUUGGAGAUAAGUUGGUGAGAAAGAGAGUGCCGAGGAAGAGGUGUAUUGGGAUUUGGAAAUGUGAGAAAUGUAGGAUUUGUUUUUGAUUUUAUUGGGUUGGGUUGGCAAUAUGUUCGAUAUCGAAUGUAUGUGUAUGUAUGAUUUUGGGCUUCAGAUGACUUUGGGUUCGUGGGUAGCUGAUAUACAGUACAACUUUAUGGCUGAAGACAAUAUAAUCUAUAUCUAGCUGUUGUAUACCAUAGUUAGUUCUCUGGUCGUUUUCGUCGUCAGUACCAUAACU
Molecule: messenger RNA, 1206 nt
Organism: Paecilomyces variotii
Lineage: Eukaryota; Fungi; Ascomycota; Eurotiomycetes; Eurotiales; Thermoascaceae
Product: chitosanase
Exons: 4
Coding region: 200-1012 (270 amino acids)
Molecular function (GO): chitosanase activity
Source: RefSeq, a predicted model, not a curated record